GUUCCGCCGCCGUUCAGAGAGACCCCCGCUCUCAGAGAGAGAGAGAGAGAGAGUGUGUGUGUGUGUGUGUGUGUGUGUGUGUGUGUGUGUUCUGUGGUGAGGCUGGUGUAUGAGGGCUGCUCCACCCCCGGACCGGCCCUCCUCCCCUCCUCGUCUCCAUCCUCCACCCUCGCUGUGGCAUCAGAGCAGCCGGCAGCUCCAGCAACAAGAACCCGGCGCCGUCCUGCAGAGCCAUGCUGCUGCUGUGGUCAGUCUGGAGCGUGACGCUGCUGCUGCUGCCGCCGCCGCCGCUGGAGGCUGCAGAGGACGACGUCCGAGCAGGCUGCAGCACUGCAGUCAAUGACCUGGUGUACAUCGUCGACGGGUCCUGGAGCGUGGGAUUCUCGGACUUCGACACGGCCAAGCAGUGGCUCAUCAACAUCAGCAGCCAGUUUGACAUCAGCUCCCACUACACGCAGGUGGCUGUGGUCCAGUACAGCGACACGCCUUGGCUGGAGAUUCCUCUGGGAAAACACCAGGGGGCAGCGGAGCUCAUCCAGGCCAUCCGCGGAAUCAGUUACCUGGGAGGGAACACACAGACGGGCAGAGCCAUCAAGUUCGCCGUGGACCACGUGUUCUCCGCCUCCCAGAGGGGCAGCGUGGCGAAGAACCACAUCGCCGUGGUCGUGACUGACGGCAAAUCUCAGGACGACGUGGUGGACGCCAGCAUGGAGGCUCGGGCUCAGGGCAUCACGGUGUUCGCCGUGGGCGUCGGCAGCGAGAUCACCACCUCCGAGCUCAUUUCCAUCGCCAACAAACCGUCGUCCACCUACGUGCUGAACGCCGAGGACUACACCACCAUCGACCGCAUCCGGGACUCCAUGGAGCAGAAGCUGUGUGAAGAGUCCGUCUGUCCCACGAGGAUCCCGGUGGCGUCCCGGGAUGAGAAGGGCUUCGAGCUGCUGGUCGGCCUGAACAUUGAGAGCAAGGCGGAGAAGGUUCCGGGCUCCCUGCUGUCUGAGACGGCGUUCGCCCUCAGCGCCUCCACGGACGUCACGGAGAACACCCGGGACAUCUUCCCAGAAGGCCUCCCUCCGUCCUACGUGUUUGUGUCCACCCUGCGACUGAAGGGGGCCUCCGCCAAGUUGACCUUUGACCUCUGGAGGGUGCUUUCGAAGGACCAGGAGGUCCAGGCCGCGGUGACGCUGGCUGGGAGAAGCAGAAGCGUCACUUUCAGCACCACCAGCGUGACGGAGAAGGAGCAGAGAGUCGCCUUUAAAGGCUUUCAGGACCUGUACGACGGGAAGUGGCACCAGCUGAAACUCCUGGUGCGGCCGCGACUCGUCGCCGCCUUCCUGGACGACGAGCUGAUCCAGGAGGCGCCGCUGGACCCGGCGGAGCCCAUUUACAUCAACGGGGAGACGCAGGUGGCGAAGAAACGAGGGACGGACGUCACGGUGGAAGUGGAGAUCCAGAAGCUGCGUCUGUACUGUGAUCCUCACCAGAGCGACAGAGAGACGGCUUGUGAAAUCUACUCUGUGGAUGACGAACGGUGUCCUCUGAACCGAACCGCGGCGGACGAGGAGGAAGACUGCAACUGCGUGGUCGGUCCACCAGGGCAGCGCGGCCCGCCAGGACGCAUGGGUUUCCGAGGAGAGAAGGGAAGAGAAGGCCCGCCGGGACCCGACGGGAAGCCUGGUAAAGAAGGAACCCCGGGCACGCCCGGGCCUCCUGGACCACCAGGAAUGAAGGGUAACGAUGGCCUGAUGGGACCAAGAGGAGAACCUGGUCUUAAAGGCAACAAAGGAGAACGAGGCGAUCCAGGUUUAUCAGGAGAGCCAGGCCCCCCUGGACCAAAAGGUCUUCCAGGUGAGACCGGUGAGGCAGGACCUCCAGGAGAACCAGGACCGAUGGGGGAACCGGGAGAAGCAGGCAGCGGGGGACCAGUCGGCCCACCGGGACCAGAGGGGGCAAAGGGAGACCCGGGUCCAGCUGGAGCUCCUGGACCUCAAGGCACAGUGGGGGCGUCCGGACCUCCUGGCCAAGCAGGACCGCUGGGACCUCCGGGGGAGAAAGGCUUACCGGGCCCACAAGGACCGCCGGGGAUGAGAGGGACGCUGGGAGUCCAGGGACCCCCGGGGCCGCCCGGAGAGAUCGGCCGCGAUGGUCCCAAGGGGACAUGUGGGGAUCCAGGACUGGCCGGUCCUCUCGGUCCUCCAGGACAGAAGGGCUCGGCGGGGGAGCCGGGCUUCCCGGGGCCUCCGGGCGCCGCGGGACCGCCGGGGUUCAAAGGUCAUAAGGGGGACGCGGGAGAACCGGGACCAAAGGGGAAACAGGGGGAGCGAGGACGGGAUGGAGAGCCGGGGACUCCUGGUGUACCUGGCGACGCGGGACCCCGAGGACGGAACGGAGAGAAAGGCGACAGAGGCGACUCGGGCUUCAAGGGGCUCGAUGGGAAGAAGGGUGACAUGGGUCACACGGGACACACGGGCGCCGUCGGUCCGCGAGGAUUCCCCGGCCAGGACGGCUUACCGGGCCAGCCGGGCCAACCGGGGUAUCCUGGAAAGCCGGGCAAAACGCCGUCGGACCAACACCUGCUGAAGCUCUGCGCCGACGUCCUGCGCAAUCAGCUUCCGGCGCUGCUUCAGUCUCUGGCGCCUCCGUCUCCAUGUCAGCCGUGCCAGGGCGUGAAGGGACCGCCCGGCGAGCCGGGAACGCCGGGACCCAAAGGCUCCAUGGGGACGCCGGGCUACCCGGGCAGGAGCGGUGCCCCCGGUUACCCAGGACCUCCUGGAAUGCAGGGUCCAGCAGGCCUCAAAGGUGAUCUGGGACCCCGAGGCCUCAAAGGCAGCAAAGGCGAGGGCCACCCGGGACCCCCGGGACCGCCCGGCCAUCCAGGGAUUCAGGGCCCUCGAGGCUUCGACGGCAUCGGCCACGCGGGCAGCCAGGGGAUCCCCGGUAAACCGGGCCCGCCGGGAGACCCGGGGAAGCGGGGAGGUCCGGGUCCGCCGGGGAUCUGCGACGCCUCCUCGUGUUACCAGACCUACAGCCUGAGGGAGCGCUACAGCAAGGGACCCAGCGUCUGACGGCCCCCCUCCCCUCCCCCCCAGGGGAAGCACGGUUCGACUCCCUCCAGACCGACGGCCUGGAGAUUCCUGCCGGGGAGGAGGUCAGCAGGGGGUCAGGGUCGGGGUCAGGCUCAGGACCCGCCUCCUCUGAUCCCUCUGAACUUUGACCUGCGUCCAGACUUUGGCUCCCAGGUUGAAACUGACUCCUGAUCCCGGGCGAGUCAGACGAUCGACGUCGGAACGAGACCAGCUGAUGUUUUCAGAUCCCGGUUUCAGAACAACAUGAAAAAAACAGCUACCUCCUCUUUAAUGUUUUUUUUCUAAAUAUAUAUUAUAAAUUCUAUUCAACGCUCAGCUUGGAGGCAAUAUAUUUAAAAUACUUGGUAUGUAAUGGUACCUGGAGGUUCUUCUGGUCCUGGACUCCCUGGUUGUCCGCUGGACUCCGGAUGUCAGGUCCCGGUUCAGGAAGUGUCCUGCAGAGGGUCCAGACGGUUCCUCAUGAACGGUCCAGACUUCAUCCAGUCCUGGUUCACUUCCCAUUCACACUGGCGUCUUGAUCCCCAAAGUGUCACCAGGUCUGGAUUUGAACCAUCGUCUCCUGUCAGGAUGUUUCCACUAACGAGUCGUCUUGAACCCGGAAGAGGAACGAAGCCUUCAGAACAAUCAGUUCCCAAGAGAAUCCGAUCCUGCCGCACAUUUAGGAACGUUUACAAAAUGAAUCGCGUGGAAAUCCAAAAGUUUACUGAGUUUCAGUUUCAGGGAAGCUUCAGGUUUAAGGACAGUACAGCAUCUUCAUCCGCAGAGCAGGAAGUGGUGAUUUGUUGGGUAAAAUAAUCCACACUAUAGUAUCAACAGCUCAGCAUUAAAACGAGGGGGAAGUCUGAGAAGCAGAGACCGGCAUCGAUCUGCCGCUGCGACCACGACCGUGGUUCGGUUCUGCCUCCGCCUGUGGUGCUGCGCCUGUAAUCCCUCCGCCUGAAAACACAUCUCUGUCACUCAUUGUGCUCGGAGCUCCAGAGGUCGUUCUAAUCCCCGACGGCGGACUGGAAGAACCCUGCUCCUGUCUCAAUCCGAUGUUAUGCAGACGAUGUUUUGCUUUUCCGAGCUUAUCGAUUACAGUAAAUUAACAGAAAACGGCCUUAAUGGGCCUCAAAUGCAGGGAGAACCUUUAGAGCUGCAACAGUCGGAUCACAGACCGGUUUUCUGGGAUCCUAUUGCUGUUCUCAGCUCAGCCACAAGGUUUCAGGGACUUGCGCCUGUUUCCGGUUCCUUCCUUCAGCUGUUGAUGGAACUCGGACGGAUCGAAGUCGUUCCUGAUCCUGGAGCCUCUCGUUCCUGGACGGUUCUCUAAAGAUGUGAGCCGCUGCUGCUGACGGCAACCUGAGAAAAGUUGUUCUCCAGCUAAACGAGGAUUUUUAAUUUGAUUGGCCGAAGCGACGCUUUUCACUUCUCACAUCCAGAUGUGGACGAACGAUCCCAGGAACCAAGUUUAGGACAAACAAAGUGUCCGUGGAGGGUUGAGCUGUUUGUUUAAAUGACAGUUUAUGUGAAAAUUACAACCAGAUGGAUGACGACAUCGUUUCACGUUUACAUGGCAGCGUUUUGAAAACGGCUUCUGUUUGUGCCUGUUCUGCCACCGGAGGGCGCUGCUGCCCGCUGCCCUGAUGGUUGUUGUUGAAGAACCGUAGCACGGCAGCGGCGUUUUCUCAGUCACCACAGAAACAGAACAGAGUCGGGUUUCGUCGGUUCACACGGCAACAGAGUCUGAGCGUUUUCAGAAAGUUGCGUCAUGGAAACCGAUUCUUAAAACUCGCGUUUGCAGCGCCUCCAAGUACCGCUGUCGGGUAAACGGCGCCUCAGAGCGAAGGACGCAGCUGCCAGAAAAAUCUAAGAUUUUGCUCAACGACACUUUGACAAGUGGACAGCAGGAGAUGGGGGCUCGAACCUUCAACCUUUUAACUGAGACAGCCGCAGACAGCAAUAGUUUCCACUAGACCAGAUGACUCCCUCCGCAAAAAAACAAAAAAAUCCCAAUCUUACCACGUUUUCUAAACUUAUUUUGAGUGAAAAUGUCUCCAUUUACUUGAUUUAAGAUAAUUUACUUAAAUAUUAUAUUCCAUUAAGAUAAAAAAAUACUUGUUUUAAGAGAAAUUAUCUUACAUCAAGACAAUCUAAACAUGUUCUAUUGGUAGAUUUUUUUUUUUUUAAUUAAGAUACUUUUUGAAAUAGAACAAGUGAAAACUGUCUUGAUUUAAGAGAACUGUGAACAAAGAAAAACGAGUUUUCCUUUGUUUUGAGUGGGGAACACCAUCAAAUACCAAAUUUUACUCAUUGCAGAUUCUCAGGUUUUUCUAAACUUCUCUCGCCGUGGCCGUUUUCCCAUCGCCGCCACUCGACUUCCCCUCCUCCGCUCUGCUUCCUGUUUCUCGGCUGAAUAUAGAGGAGUAUUGCAUGUUUUCUCUGAGUCAGAGGAGUCGGACCUGAAAAACAGAUCCGAGCACCGUGGAGCCCUGCAGCAAGGCGUGGAGGGAUCCUGUUCUCUGAUUGGCUGGAUUUGUGUUUGUCUUUGGAGCAUGUUGGCUGCUGGACGACGCCUUCGCAGGAACUCUUCUUCCUCAUGGUUGCUUUGUUCUGUUGUGAAAUAAUUUGACAUUAAAAUAACCUUUUACUUUGUUCACUCUGACAUUUAGGUUUUGUUUUAAACAGCAGUGAUUUCGAGAGUCUUGAUUUACAGUGUUGAUUUCUUCAUGUAUUCACAGGUGAACCGUCACACGUUCACCUCACGAGGGCCCAAUUCUCUCAAGAUGUUCUGAUUACGACCUUCUGCCUUCCUGAGUUUUCAUUUAAAGUGUCUUUCCUCUUAUUUUGAAGGUUUCAUGACUCAACUUGUGGAUCUUUGUUUUGUCGGAUUUUUCAGUCACUUUGUAUCUGACCUUUGACCUCUGGAGUAACUGUUCAUCUAUUUAAAUUAAUCUGAACCUCCUUGUUACUGGUUUAUAUGUUUUGUACAGUUAGUUUUGCUUGUAUUUAAGUUUUUCAGGAUCAUCUGAGGAGGUCUGUGUCCCUCUUCUACUUCAUUGACUGUAUAAACUCUGAUCGUGGGUUGCCCUGGAUUACACCGGGUUCGUGACCUUUGUGGUUACUUUGCAUGCUUUUGUAGUCACUUUUAUUUUGUUUCGGUAUUUUGUAACCUACUGUGAUCAUUUUGUACAUUUCUGAUCAGUGUUCCUGGACAUUUUCAAUAAUUUGUACCUUUA
This is a messenger RNA of Salarias fasciatus (jewelled blenny), 6304 nucleotides long. RefSeq names its product collagen alpha-1(XXI) chain. The record is from RefSeq and is a predicted model, not a curated record. Lineage: Eukaryota; Metazoa; Chordata; Actinopteri; Blenniiformes; Blenniidae. The coding region runs from base 234 to 3065 and encodes 943 amino acids. The transcript has 32 exons.